CAGCGGUACACUGUUUUUGUCGUCUGUGUCAGCAAUGGCAUUCCCUUCCGUGUUCCAUAUCCUCCUCAACUUCUCCCUGGCGGGCAGCAGCUUUGCAGAGGAUGAGGCUUCUCCUGGAGGCUGUGGCUCCCUCCUGAAGAGGCCCUUCACUGCAGUAUAUGACCUGGACGCAGUGUGGGGUGUGGCAGUGGCAGGCAUGGCAGUCCUGGCCUCACUGAUCCUGGCCCUGGUGCUGCUGUGCCGCCUGCAGCGCAUCACAGAGGCUGAGGCACGCAGUGGGGUGGCACCGCUGCUCCUGCUCCUUGCCACCAUCAUCAUGCUCUGUGCCGUCAGCUUCAUGCAUGUCAUUGAGAGUGAAGAGCACGUAUGCAUUGCACGACACGCCCUCUGGGGGGUGCUAUAUGUCCUGAGCAUCGCAUACCUAACUUCCCAUGGUGUGCGAUUGUUCAGGCGCUCCUGCUUCAGGGCCCUGGCGGUGCUGGCAAUGGGCUUGGCCGUAAUGCAGGGUAUUGCCAUUAUUGAAUGGAUCCUGGCAAUUGUGCUCCACCCAGGCCAACCAGUCUGUCAGUACAAUCCGCUGCAAAUUGCCUUGAUCUGCAUAUAUGGCUUGGCCCUGCUCAUAGUAGUGCCAAUGACCUUGGCCUGUGUGCUGAGUAUCGCCAUUGUUGAGUGGAUCCUGGCUAUUGCACUGCACUCAGACCAGCUGGUCUGUCAGCACCAGCCGCUGUGUAUCAGCUUGGUCUGCCUGUACGGCCUGGCCCUGUUCAUAGCAGUGCUGAUGACCUUGACCUGUGGCUUGGCUCGGGGGCAGCCACUGUGGAUAUAUAGGAUUUCCCCCAGCUGGGAGGAUCAGAUGCUGGAAAAGGUGCUGGUGAUGCAGGCCUGGCUGCUGCUGGUGCUCCACGCCACCCCUGAAGCCCAUGCCUGCCUGCGCCGAGCCCUGCAGCCUUCGGGUCCCGAUGAUGUUGUUCCGUCACAGGCCCAGCCCCACCCAAGGGAGGCCAGUCUGGAAGAGAGCAUUCCUCUGCCCACCCGGUCGAUUGUAGAGACCCAGGGCUCUGCGUUCCACAGCAGCUCAGACUUCAGUUACAACUCUGAGCCGUGUCAAAUUCAGAGGUAUGCUGUUGACACUGCAAUCAUCGGAUGCAUCAGGGGUGAUCAAGAGGAGGAGUACAGAGGUCUGGUGAGGGACUUUGUGGUCUGGUGCCGUUUGAACCACCUGCAGCUCAACACUAGCAAAACCAAAGAGCUCGUCAUAGACUACAGGAAGUCUAAACCAUGCCCUCAGCCAGUUCAGAUUGAGGGGGGUGACACAGAGGUAGUAUAG
Paramormyrops kingsleyae is the source of this 1327-nucleotide messenger RNA. The record is from RefSeq and is a predicted model, not a curated record. Lineage: Eukaryota; Metazoa; Chordata; Actinopteri; Osteoglossiformes; Mormyridae.